UCCACAGCUCUCUAUCUCCAUUUCUGUGAGAUCAAUCAACAAAGUUAGAGUGGUACAUAGGCUAAUGGGAGACCCAGAAGCAGAAUACCAGGGUGAUGUUCAUGACCAACCUCAAAUGGGGGCGGAGGUGGAGUUUGAGUUACAAGAUCAACAAUUUGAGUAUCAGCAAGUGCCUGACACUGGCGACGGUGUUCCUCCAUCGAACUAUGAUGACCAAAACCAACAUGAUCAAUACCAACAACAACAGCAACAACCUCAGCCACAGCCACCCAAUCAAAGUGAUUAUGACCCCCAACCGCAACCGCAACCACAACCACAAGUCGUCUUUCAGCAGACACAACAGCCAUCUCAGCCUCAGCCAAUGCAGUUCCCACCACAAGUUCCUCCACAACCAAACCCUUAUCAGACUCAACCACAGCAGUUCCCUCCUCAAAGCCCUCAGCAGUUUCCUCCUCAGAGGCCUCAGCAGUUUCCUCCUCAGAGGCCACAGAAGUUUCCUCCUCAAAGGCCACAGCAGUUCCCUCCUCAAAACCCACAGCAGUUCCCUCCUCAAAGUCCACAGCAGUACCCACCACAAAGCCCGCAAUUUCAAGCUCAACAACAACAACAACAGCAGCAGCAGGGCUAUCAGCAGCCUCAAAUGAGCCCCCAGACUGGGGCUGCUGCACAGUUCCCACCCCAGAAUGUGCAAUCCCAUCCCAAUCCCAAUCCCAUGUAUGGAAAUGGGGCUAACCAACCUGGGGCCUACCCACCACAAGCACCCCAACAAUCUCCAGCAAAGUUUCCUCCUGCAAGUCCAAGUACACCUCAUCAGGUUCGUUACCAGCAGCAGCAGCCGCAACAAGCACAAGCAGGGUACAUUAAUGUUAAUGCAGGCAAUGCCAAUGGCGUGCCUGAUAAUAAUUAUGCUGCUCAAGGGGUUCCAGUGCAGCAGCCUCAUUACCAGCCGGGACCUCUUAAUCAUAUAAACCUGCAGAAUGUUGGCACUGGGGGCUGGAGUUCUGAGUUAUUUGAUUGCAUGGAUGAUCCAAUGAAUGCUCUCACAACGGCUUUCGUUCCAUGCUUGACGUUCGGGCAGAUAGCAGAGAUUGUGGAUAACGGCACUACCUCAUGUGCCAUCAGCGGAUUGUUCUACGGGUUGAUUGCAAGUUUCCUUGGGGUACCAUUCAUAAUGUCAUGCACUUAUCGCACAAAGCUGCGGAGCAUGUUUGGGCUGGUGGAGGCCCCUGCACCCGAUUGGGUCACUCAUUUGUUUUGUGAACCCUGUGCUCUCUGCCAAGAAUAUAGGGAACUUCAGAUCAGAGGGAUAGAUCCUUCCAUAGGUUGGAUAGGAAAUUUGCAACGGAAUCCCAACUUGCAGCAGCAGCUGCGAGCUAACAUGAUGGCGCCCCCACCACCCCAAUAUAUGAAUCAUAAUUGUCAAUGACAAACAAAUAUGAUAUGAUAAUUGGUUUCAUGAGAAAUUGAAGCAAAUUAAUGUUUCUGAUCUCAUCAUCUUUGUUAUAAAUCUCAACCGUUUGCAGACUUUUGCGUUUUCUGUCAUCAAGGCCAAUAUUUUCUUUUUCUAUGUUAUUAUUUUCUUGUUUAGUGAUAUUGUGGAUACCAUGAAUAUGUAUCGCUUUUCAUUCUUGUAAUAUUGAACGAAUUGUUGUUUUCAUUCAUUGACAAA
Molecule: messenger RNA, 1669 nt
Organism: Prunus avium (sweet cherry)
Lineage: Eukaryota; Viridiplantae; Streptophyta; Magnoliopsida; Rosales; Rosaceae
Source: RefSeq, a predicted model, not a curated record